Molecule: messenger RNA, 990 nt
Organism: Aspergillus affinis
Lineage: Eukaryota; Fungi; Ascomycota; Eurotiomycetes; Eurotiales; Aspergillaceae
Product: dienelactone hydrolase family protein
Exons: 5
Coding region: 1-990 (329 amino acids)
Molecular function (GO): hydrolase activity
Source: RefSeq, a predicted model, not a curated record
AUGACGUCGACCGCGGGGUUGAGCUUUGCCGGGUAUCCUCACUCUCUUCUCGCUCGUCGCUCUUCCUCUUUCCUUCUCCUCCCCUCCUUCUCCUCGUCAAUUGAUCUCUCAUACAUCCCUAUCUCUUCUUCCGCUUCUGCCUCGGCUGCCCCGCUCCGAAGGUCCCUCUUCUCGUCGCUCAAACAACCUCGACCGAUUUCCAGUUUCCGUUCAAUCCAUUGCUCCUCCGCAAACAUGUCUGGCGUUAGCAAGGCUUGCUGCUCCAUCCCUCCCGUCGUGGCCAAGAACUACCAGGCCAAGGGUGAAUACAAGACCAUCAAUGGCCUGAAGACCUACGUCACCGGCCCCGAAGACGCCACCAAGGCGAUCCUCGUCAUCUAUGAUAUCUUCGGCUUUUUCCCCCAAACGCUCCAAGGCGCAGACAUCCUCUCGACAUCCAACUCGCAAAAAUACCGCGUCUUCAUCCCCGACUUCUUCGAGGGCCAACCCGCCGACAUCUCCUGGUUCCCGCCCCAAACCGACGACCACAAGGCCAAGCUCGGCAACUUCUUCCAGACCAAGGCCGCCCCGCCCGCCACUUUGGCGCGGAUCCCCAGCGUCGUCGACGAGGCCAACAAGCUCGCGCCCGCCGGGAAGCCCUUCGACUGGUCGAUCCUCGGAUACUGCUGGGGCGGCAAGAUCGCGACGCUGGCGACCGGCCAGGAGAACAAGACGUUCAAGGCCGCCGUGCAGUGUCACCCGGCCAUGCUGGCCCCGGAUGACGCUAAGUCCGUGAAUGUGCCCAUGGCGCUGUUGGCGUCGAAGGACGAGAACGCGUCUGACGUGACGGCGUUCGGGGAUAACUUGACGAAGCCGCACUACGUGGAGACGUUUACUAGCCAGAUCCAUGGGUGGAUGGCGGCGCGGUCGGAUUUGGAGAAUGAGGAGGUGCGCAAGGAGUAUGAGAGGGGGUAUCGGACUGCGUUGGACUUUUUGCAUCAGCAUGCUUAG